GCUGCAGCGGGUACUGGUGGGAGAUUUGUAUGUCCUCAGAGGGAAGUUUGUUGUGAGUGUGUGCUGUGUCUGUGCUUCACCAAAAAAAGCAUGGCUCACAACUUUCAGACAUCCACUCUGUCUCUCACUUUGCCGAUUUCGUGCCAGAUAUGUCUCGGAAAGGUAAGGCAGCCCGUCAUUUGUGCCAACCACCACGUGUUCUGUUCAUCCUGCAUGGAAAUGUGGUUAAAGAAAGCCAGCCAGUGUCCCACCUGCAGAGUCCCCAUCACGGCAGAGAACCCCUGCAGAGAAAUCAUCGGGGGCACAAAUGAGAGUGACCAUAAUGACAGUCCUUCCAUGAGGAAAUGUCUCAGAAAAACCAGAGGAGAACUGCUUUUGCGAGAGUAUGAGGAGGAAGUAGAAGGGCUCAUGAGAGAAAAUGAGGAGCUGAAAACGAGAACUCAAAGUCUGGAGUCUCAACUAAGGACUGCUUUGGAUCCCUGCAGCAUUAAUACAGUGCAAAGAGACGACAAAAAAGUUGACCCCUACAUCCUAGAGGAAUGGACGAACAAGCUGCGAGCUGCCUCCGAUGUUUGUGAUAAAGUAAAGCAGGACAUGGAUAAGCUAAAGGAGGCAAACAAGGCAUUACGAUCUCAAAAUGUCGACCUUGUACAAGAGAAUAUAAGACUGAAAGCAGAGGUGGCGAGCAGAUCUCCUCAGAAGUUUGGGCGUUACACAGUGGCAGCACUGGAGGCUAAAAUCCAGCAGUAUGAGCGUGAUGUGGACCACUUGAAGAGGGCUCUAGAGCGCAGUGACCAGUACAUCGAAGACCUGGAGUCUCGGGUUAGAAAAAGUGAGAAGGGACGUCUUGAAGGCCAGGAAGCAUGCAGGAAUAGCAAGGCUGGAUCAGAGGAUCUCACACAGCAGCAGAAAAUCAACAUGAUGAUGAGAAGUUUGAGUGACAAUGAGAGGGCAUUGAUCUGCAGCAAUCCAGUGGCAGAGGUGCAAACAUUUCCUAGAAAUCACAAUUUAAUGUUCAUCCCAUCUGCAGAUCACAGAGCGUCUGAUAAGACUGGAGACCAGAAAAACGAGGAUUUGGAAAGCACCUCCUCUGACUUUUUGCCCACCACUCCGUCCGCUGCUUUCCGGUCCCUGACUCUGAGAAGCCCCGGCAUCCGUGAAAAAAAAGUUGCAUUUAAGCCUGCGUCUUAUCUGAGGAGGCUUGAUUUUGAGGAGUUUCCUAAUCCUGCCAAGAGUAACAGCACCAUGGAGAACCAAUUCAGCAGCCUCGACAAACUCAUCAAAGGUUUGUCUCCAAAUACUGAUGUGGAGCCCUCAAAGUCUGUCUUCUGGGGUGGUUGGCAGAGAUCUAAAUCUAAUGACAAGUCAUGUCCAGGUCCAAGUAAAGAAAGCUUAGUUAGAGGCACCACAUCCACUACUCUUUCAUGUGAAGAGUCUGAUGGUUUCCAAAUGUCCAGCGAGGCCUCCAUGGAUGCUGCUUACCUGGACAAAAUCUCAGAGUUGGACUCCAUGAUGUUGGAUGGAGAGAGUUCCAGUAGUCGGGGAUCACAACCCUCCCUGGCCUCCUCUCCUCCCACAGACUUGGACAACACUCUUGUCCCUGAACCACAAACAUGCACAGAUACCUUGUCAAGCCAUGGUGGCAAACUGUGUGACCAGAAGAAUGAUGCACCACGUGGCAACAUGGGUGGCACCUUGAAUGACAAAGAGGCUCCAAAGGGCUCUGCAGAGGAAAGUUUUGCUACACUGGUGUCAGGUGGGGAGAGCGCCGCCCCUGUCCCUGACUGUGCAGGGCACGGCAGGCUGUCUCAGACUGACGAACUGUCUUUUGAUUUGCUGUUUGAUUCACUGGAAGAGAAUAAGGCUGGUCCCUCUGGCUUUGUCAGUCCAGCAGAGCAAGACCGUGACCACGCAAACCCGUCCUCCUCCCCCAGCUGCACCAGUAAACCUGUGAAUGCAACAAGAGACAGACAUGCACUGAACAUCAGCCAGCCAACAAAGAGAAAGUCUCACAGUCCCUUUAACACAAGCAGUCCCACAAAACUUUCAAAGCUCAUGUGAAGGUUUUAAAAACUGAACCUGUGUUCUCACUGUGCCAUGCACUGUGUAGUUAACUUUUAUAAAAAAUAACUUUUUGACAUACUUGCUGAACUGUCCAUAUAUCCAGACAGUAGUGCACGAGACAGUUCUGAAAAUCCAUGUUUCUCUGCUUCCUUGUAGUGCUUCAAAUGACAUUUGCAAAAAUCCACCUCAGAUUUAGUAAAACAACCAAAGAGUCUCUAAGUUGUCAAUCACUGCUUGUAAACUGUGGUCAAA
Molecule: messenger RNA, 2316 nt
Organism: Plectropomus leopardus (leopard coralgrouper)
Lineage: Eukaryota; Metazoa; Chordata; Actinopteri; Perciformes; Serranidae
Gene: obi1
Product: ORC ubiquitin ligase 1
Biological process (GO): protein monoubiquitination; regulation of DNA replication
Molecular function (GO): ubiquitin-protein transferase activity
Source: RefSeq, a predicted model, not a curated record